Messenger RNA from Drosophila ficusphila, 1269 nucleotides. RefSeq lists its product as uncharacterized. The record is from RefSeq and is a predicted model, not a curated record. Bases 85 to 1005 code for a protein of 306 amino acids. The transcript is spliced from 2 exons. NCBI's taxonomy places the organism in Eukaryota, Metazoa, Arthropoda, Insecta, Diptera, Drosophilidae.
ACAUUUGCAUAACCCGCUGAGUGGCCAACGCGUGCGCACCACCGAUCCGAAAAGAGAGAGAGUUGUGGAUAAACCGCCGUCAGGAUGAAGAGCACCGCCGCCUGUCUGAUAGUCGCCCUUGCGGCGCUCUCCGCCGCCCACUCCGCCCCCACCGAAGGUCAGUCGGCACCCCAGAGCGCCACCCAACUGGCCCUCGAUAUGUACCACGGCUGCCUGAAGGACCUGAGCGUCUCCUGCGUCCGCCCCAAGGCCCUCCAGUGGUUCAACUCUGCCCUCCGCCAGCCGGAGGUGCGCAUCACCGAGCGCCUGUCCAUUGUUCGCACCGCGGAGAAGAUGGAAUCCCGCUCGAUGAACCCGGAGGAACGCCUCUUGGACGACAUCGACGCCUAUCUGGCCAGCCACUCGCUGAGGAUCCAGGCUCCCGAGUACUUCCGCUCCUCGGAGGCCCGCUCCCUGGUGCCCGACUUCCUCAUGGCGAACCCACUCACCCAGGGUGGAGUGAUUCCUCUGGCAGCUGCCAAUGAAGGACGAGGCAUGAUCCGCAAGGCGAUUCUGCCCUUCCUGCUGGGCCUGAAACUGAAGACCACUGUGCUGGUGCCACUGGCUUUGGGCCUGAUUGCCCUGAAGACCUGGAAGGCCAUGACCUUGGGUCUGCUCUCGUUGGUGCUGUCUGGAGCCUUGGUUAUCUUCAAGAUUGCCAAGCCCAAGAUCGUCAACUACGAGGUGGUGCACUACCCCCACCACGUGGACCAUGUGGUACCGCACCACAUUGAGCACGUUGUGCCCCACCACAUCGAGCAUGUGGUGCCGCACCACAUCGAGCACAUUGUGCCGCAUCACAUCGACCACCACCUGGAGCACCACAUCGACCACCACGUGGACCUGCCGGUGGAGCACAUCGAGCACCUGGAGCACCCCUCGCCCGCCUGGGAUCCCCAUGCCUGGGCCCGAUCCUCGCAGGAGCCGCAGGAUGCCCAGGACUUGGCCUACGCGGGUCAGAAGUGAGCCGUGGACCACAAACCAAAACCCUUCUUACGAAAUUUGGCCAAACUGCAACCUUAUUUAUUUCGCUCUAAGCUAAGUAGUUGAAACGCACGGCUCUCUCGGCGUAUUGUUUAUUUAUUUAUUUAUUGAAAAGUGUACAAAGCAAAGAACCAUAAAGAAAAAUAAAACCCCAAGGCGUUUUAAAGGUACUGAGUGGGAAUUAGCUCUGCUGUCCUUUUGCGUAAAUGUUACUUGAAUAAAAGCAUGCAAACCAAAUGUGCCUAA